UUACGUAGCUUCCGGUUUAGACAUGGCUGCGCCCUGACAAAUGUCACACCGUGUGUUUGGCUAGAAAACAUUAACUGAAUUUCAUUGUUCUAUCGACUAUUAAGCGAAACAACGAAAGGGAGGAAUUGAGACCGUUACAUUUGCUUCAUACCACGUCUUAAGAGGUAUUACAUUUAUUUUCUCCUCAGAAGCGAAGGUCAGAAGUUUUUGGCAUCAGCUGGACUGCCGUUUGCUAUGGUGAAUCACCGGACAUCAUGGUUCAUUUAUCAUCCCUCCUCCUGAAAAAAUACCACAGCGGCUAUGUUGUCAUCCGACUCGCUCUCGCUGGGCACCAGCAAGCCAACCGACCCUUUUAUCGGAUUGUUGCAGCUUACAACAAGAGAGCAAGGGAUGGCAAGUACAUCGAGCAGCUGGGUACCUUUGACCCCCUUCCUAACAUCUACAACGAGAAGCUUGUCAGUUUCAACUUUGACAGGAUCAAGUACUGGAUCGGCUGCGGUGCGCAUCCAACCAAACCGGUGGCCAAACUUCUAGGAUUGGCUGGGUUCUUUCCCCUCCACCCCAUGACAGUAACAGAGGCAGAGCGUCGAAGAGCUCAGGCCAAGCUGGCGGAGGCUGCGGCGGAAACGGAGGACUCUCAGGAAGAAGCGAAAGUCUGAUUGGAUCCAAAUGAAGCUGCUGAUGUUUUAAUAGAGAACUUGUGCUUUCUUUCUUCCCCUCACACAGCAACUGAUGUAACAUCUUGUAAACAACAUUUACAAAAAUAUGAAUAACUGAUAAUAUGAGGUGAUUGAGGAUCGCCAAAAGAUGUUUUGUUUGUGGAAAAGUUGCAGAUACUUGCAGAUAAAGGUUUGUGCAAAAGCUGGAACAAUUCUAUAUGUUUUUGUUUAUAAACCUUUUUUCAUUUUUUUUUUUGGCUUGUACGUUGAAGUCAAUACUUGGAAACACAGAUCUUUGGAUUGUGUUUGUUACCCUCCAUGAAUGUAUUGCUUGUUGAUGUUUUUAAAUAACAGCUUAAGCUAAAUGUUUUUUUUUGGGGUGUUGUAUGAUUUUUUAAGACAUUUGGGUCCAUUUGUCUUUACAUUUUUUUGAUUAGUUAAUGUUUGCUGACAUUUCUUUAUACAAAAACCUCAUCAAAGUUUUGGUGAAAAGAAAUAUUUGUGUCUCUUUUGUAUGCAAGUUCAGGGGUCUGAUUUAUCAAAGUUUUGUUGCAAGCAACAAGUUCUGCAAUGUAUGUACGCCAAUUUCCAUACAAAAAUUAUGAUCUAUCGAAAUGCAA
Cyprinodon tularosa is the source of this 1279-nucleotide messenger RNA. RefSeq names its product mitochondrial ribosomal protein S16 (gene mrps16). The transcript is spliced from 4 exons. Gene Ontology annotation, biological process: mitochondrial translation. The coding region runs from base 255 to 659 and encodes 134 amino acids. The record is from RefSeq and is a predicted model, not a curated record. Gene Ontology annotation, molecular function: structural constituent of ribosome. Gene Ontology annotation, cellular component: ribosome; mitochondrial small ribosomal subunit. Lineage: Eukaryota; Metazoa; Chordata; Actinopteri; Cyprinodontiformes; Cyprinodontidae.